Molecule: messenger RNA, 4189 nt
Organism: Neolamprologus brichardi
Lineage: Eukaryota; Metazoa; Chordata; Actinopteri; Cichliformes; Cichlidae
Gene: polr1b
Product: RNA polymerase I subunit B
Biological process (GO): DNA-templated transcription
Cellular component (GO): nucleus
Molecular function (GO): DNA binding; ribonucleoside binding; DNA-directed RNA polymerase activity
Source: RefSeq, a predicted model, not a curated record
CCACAGAAAUAUACACACAGCACACACACUCACACAUCACGUUUUUACAGCUUAUAAAAGCGUCAACGCAGUUUCUCUCUCCUCUCUUUCCAUUUAAAACCACCGUUGUUUGUCGGUUGCACAGCGCCUCCACCUGGAGGAGCGGCGCAAUGACCACCACUCGCGUCAUUUUAGCUAAACGAAAUUUUAUGCAUAACUACGCCCACAAGAUGGCGCUAAGCUAGCCGUGUGCGAGUCUAGUUACACCCAAAAAACUUCAGCGAAGAAGAAAACGCUUCUCUUCCUGUGUAGGGCAUGUGCUUCCUGUGUCAACCAUGCACAUGUGGUAAACAAGCGCAAGCAUGGAUUUUUCAAGUAAGUGGAGUGAUCUUCCCAAAGGUCCGAGUCUGAAAAAUCUGACAGAUGGAAGCUUUGGCCACAUGAAGGACACCCAGCAUGCUGCCAUUCAGGAUCUGACCAAAGCUCACAUCGAGUCGUUUGACCAGGCGGUCACAGACGGACUCAACCGCGUUGUGCAGUCCAUCCCCCCCUUAGAGUUCAUGUUCAAAAAUGAACGGAUCAGCCUUGGUUUCGUUGAAGCUGCCAUCCAAAACCCAGUGGUUGCCAAAGGGAACAUCUGCAAGGAAAUGAAGGUGUUCCCAGCAGAGUGCCGGGGAAGAAGAUGCUCGUACAAAGGGAAAAUAGUGGCAGACGUCAGCUGGUCGAUCAAUGGAGUUCCCAAAGGCAUCAUCAAGCAAUCUCUGGGUCAUGUGCCCAUCAUGGUGAAGUCCAGGCUGUGUAACCUGCAUGGCAUGUCCCCCAAAGAGCUCGUAGAGCAUCACGAAGAAGCCGAGGAAAUGGGAGGUUAUUUCAUUGUGAAUGGAAUUGAGAAGGUUAUCCGCAUGCUGAUAAUGCCAAGGAGGAACUAUCCUAUCGCCAUGUCAAGACCCAAGUGGAAGAACAGGGGUCAGGGUUACACUCAGUAUGGUAUUUCUAUGCGUUGCGUGAGGGAGGAGCACACAGCCAUCAACAUGAACCUGCAUUAUCUGGAAAAUGGAACUGUGAUGCUGAACUUCAUCUACCAGAAAGAGCUCUUCUUCCUCCCACUAGGCUUUGCAUUAAAGGCUCUGGUGGACUUCACAGACUUCCAGAUCUACCAGGAGCUGAUCAAAGGCCGCGAGGACAAUUCUUUCUACAAGACCUGUGUGUCCGAGAUGCUGCGCAUCGUCAUGGAGGAGAACUGCACCACCCGCAGCAAGGUGCUCAAUUACCUUGGAGAGCGCUUCAGGGUUAAGAUGAACCUCCCUGAGUGGUACACAAAUGAACAGUGUGCCAACUUCCUGUUAAAUGAGUGUAUCUGCAUCCACCUGAAGUCAGACGUGGAGAAGUUCUACCUGCUCUGUCUGAUGACGAGGAAGCUCUUCACUUUUGCCAAGCAGGAGUGCAUGGAAGAAAACCCCGACAGUAUCGUGUGCCAGGAAGUGCUCACUCCUGGUCAGCUCUACCUCAUGUUUCUGAAGGAGAGACUGACUGCAUGGUUGGUGUCUGUGAAGCUGUCCUUUGACAAGAGAGGCAGCAAAGUGACCGGAGGAUGGAGCUCUGAAAUGAUGAUAAAGAUGCUCAACAUGGGAACUGACUUGACCAGACCAUUUGAAUAUCUGCUGGCCACUGGAAACCUCCAGUCUAAGACAGGUCUGGGCAUGCUGCAGAGCACCGGGCUGUGCGUUGUAGCUGACAAGCUCAACUUCAUUCGCUACCUGUCUCACUUCCGCUGCGUGCACAGAGGAGCAGCGUUCGCUAAGAUGAGGACCACCUCUGUGCGUAAGCUGCUGCCCGAGUCCUGGGGCUUCCUGUGUCCUGUCCACACUCCAGACGGCGAGCCUUGUGGACUCAUGAACCACAUGACAGCCAGCUGUGAAAUUGUGGCAUUGACCUUGUCCACCACGUCACUGCCUGCUCUGCUCUGUUCGCUUGGUGUCACUCCAGUGGAUGGAACUCCUGGUCGGGCCUUCGCAGACUGCUACCCUGUGGUCCUGGACGGUGCUGUUGUUGGCUGGGUGGAGGCUGACUUGGCUCCAGUUGUGGUUGAAUCACUGCGCAGGUUCAAGGUGUUAAGAGAGAAGAAGAUUCCUCCCUGGACAGAGAUUGUGCUGGUUCCCAAAACAGGCAAGGCCAGCUUAUAUCCAGGCCUGUUCCUCUUCACAACACCUUGUCGCAUGGUGCGGCCUGUACAGAACUUGGCUUUUGGCAAGCAAGAGUUGAUUGGCACCUUUGAACAGCUUUACAUCAAUGUCGGAAUCUUGGAGAAUGAGAUUGAACCAAGAGUAACCACACACCAGGAGCUCUUCCCUCACAGUAUGCUCAGUGUGGUGGCAAACUUCAUCCCAUACUCGGACCACAACCAGAGUCCCAGGAACAUGUACCAGUGUCAGAUGGGUAAGCAGACUAUGGGCUUCCCGCUACACUCUUUCAUGGAUCGCUCUGAUAACAAGCUGUACCGGCUCCAGACCCCACAGAGCCCACUAGUCAGGCCUUAUAUGUACGACCACUACAGCCUCGACAACUACCCCAGCGGCACAAACGCCAUCGUGGCCGUCAUAUCCUACACAGGCUACGACAUGGAAGAUGCCAUGAUUGUGAACAAGUCGUCAUGGGAGAGAGGCUUCGCCCAUGGAAGUAUCUACAAGACGGAGCUGGUGGACCUGGCAGAGAAGGUGAAGGGAGAAGACGGCGUGGUGUUUGGAACCAAGCCAGGCGACCCCAAAGUGAAAGAAAAACUAGACGCUGAUGGACUGCCCUUCAUCGGAUCGGUGCUUCAGUAUGGAGACCCUUUCUACAGCUACAUCAACCUCAACACUGGGCAGACCUUUAUCUCCUACUACAAGAGUCAGGAGGCCUGUAUUGUUGACAACAUAAAGGUCUGCAGUAAUGACGGCGGCUCAGGCCGCUUCAAGCGCGUCUGCAUCACUGUACGAAUGCCCCGAAAUCCCACCAUCGGUGACAAGUUUGCCAGCCGCCACGGACAGAAGGGCAUCCUGAGCCGCCUGUGGCCGACGGAGGACAUGCCCUUCACCGAGAGCGGCAUGACUCCGGAUAUCCUGUUCAACCCCCACGGCUUCCCCUCCCGUAUGACAAUCGGGAUGCUCAUCGAGAGCAUGGCCGGCAAGUCGGGCGCCCUGCACGGCCUCGGCCACGACGCCACACCCUUCACCUUUUCCGAGGAGAACUCGGCACUCGAUUACUUUGGCGAGCUGCUUCGGGCGGGCGGCUACAACUACUACGGUACGGAGCGGCUGUACAGCGGACUGAGCGGUCAGGAGCUAGAGGCAGACAUCUUCAUCGGCGUGGUCUACUACCAGCGGCUACGUCACAUGGUCUCCGACAAGUUUCAAGUUAGGACGACAGGAGCACGAGACAAAGUGACCAACCAGCCCGUAGGAGGAAGGAACGUGCAGGGAGGCAUCCGUUUCGGGGAGAUGGAGCGAGACGCCCUGCUGGCUCACGGCUCUUCGUUCUUACUUCACGAUCGCCUCUUCAACUGCUCAGACCGCUCAGUGGCUCAGGUGUGCGUUGACUGCGGCAGCCUUCUCUCCCCUUUGUUGGAGAAACCGCCGCCCUACUGGUCAUCCAUGCGCCACCGUAAGACUGUCUGCACCCUGUGUGGCAAAAGUGACUCUGUUGACUCGGUGUCUGUUCCUUAUGUCUUCCGCUACUUUGUAGCUGAGCUUGCUGCAAUGAACAUCAAAGUCAAAUUAGAAGUCAAGUGAAUUUUAUAGGAUGUAAAGAUUCAUGCCUUAAAGCGCCAACCCUGCACACUUUGUUCAGACGGGUCUCAAUAAAGCUGCUCAAAUCAUGCGUGCCGACAGAAGACGAUAAACACAUAACAUGAUGUCCAUGAAAAGUUUUAUUAGCCCCAAAAACAUGACCAAGUAUCAGUGUGUGAUGGGAUGCACGGGUUGACAAUCUUCUGCGAUGAAUAAAAAUGUUCAGUAUUGUAGAAGUCAAGACUACUCAGAUCCAUUAAGAGAAAUUAUGAAAUAUUAAAAGUGCCACACGCAUGACCACCAAAUGCACUGGAAAUAUAAAGUGUCCUGAAAAUGUCCCCUUGGGGAUAGUGAGUGCUUAAUACUUUGCUGAGGUGCUGCUAACAGUAAAUUAGUGUAAAAGUGAUCAGGAUGAAGUAAAGGCACUGAGCCCGUUUCCCACAAAA